ACCCAAACACAAAUGCGGAUGCUUCAGACAGCAGGCGCCCAAGAGCCAUGAUGUCGUCGCCGCCGUCGUCCUCCCUCCGUGACCUGCUCGCGCGGGAGCGCACCGAGGUCGAGGCGCUCCCCGCGCCGCACCAGCGGGCCGCUCGGUGGCUGCAGCGAGCGGCGUCGAGGUCGAGGUCGAGCAGGCACGCCUCGCUGCCUCCGGAAGAGGCGGGGGUCGGUGCCAGCGGCGACGACGGCGCGGUUGACGCGGUGGUGGCAGUGCUUUCCGGGUACGCCGGGAGGUUCCUCAAGGACUCCGAGUUCCGGCGGGGGCUCCGGGAGAAGUGCGCCGCGUGCCUCGCGCCGGCCGCGGAGGGGUCGGCGCGGCGCGAUGGCGCAGGGCACGCCGUGCUGGCCAACCUCGAGCUCGGCAUCGAGAGCAUCGAGCGCCUCGCCGCCGACGGCGCCGCCCAGGCUCCGCGCGACGCCAAGAUCCGCUCGCUCCGCAACUCCAUCCGUCUCCUCAGCGUCGUCGCCUCGCUCCACGCGCCGCGCCCCGUCGCCGCGGCGGGGCGCGCGGAGGGCCGCACCUGCGGGGUGCCCAACUCCCACCUCGCCGCUUGCUCGCAGCUCUAUCUCUCCGUCGUUUACAAGAUGGAGCGCAGCGACCGCGUCUCCGCGCGCCACCUGCUCCAGGUGUUUGUCGACGCGCCCUCCCUUGCGCGCAAGAACCUCCUCCCGGACCUCUGGGACCACGUCUUCCUUCCCCAUUUGCUCCAUCUCAAGGUAUGGUUCACCAAGGAGGCCGACCUCGCUGCCGACUGGGGCGCCGACGACCGGAGCAAGAGGAUGAAGAGCCUGCAGAGGCUCUACAAUGAUCAUAUGGACAGUGGCACGGUUCAGUUUGCAAUGUACUACAAGGAGUGGCUCAAGUCAGGGGCCGAUGCGCCUCUUGUCCCCUCCGUGCCAUUGCCUUCGAUGCCUGGGAAUUUUGAUGCCUGCGAGAAGCACUCGGCAUCGGUACGCAGGACCUCAAUCAACAGAAACCUGUACAAUGCGGUUUUCGGCACAGCACUCGAGCAGGAAGAUGUCAAAGACGAAAAGCUGGACGAUGAGACUGAAUUGAUUUUGGAUUUGGAUGUAGAAUUGAAUGAUAAUUCAGUGAGCUUGAAGACGGAGAAGCUUGCUCAUGUUUUAUUAUCUUCACAGAAAAGCGAGCAAUUUUUCAUUAAUUCUGAUUUACAGAGAAGACAGAGUAAAAUGGGGCUCCAAGAAAAGCAUUCCCGCUCUCGGAAAGAAGGCUCUAUUCCAGAAACAGCACCUACACCACGGAAAUCCUACUCUUUUCGGCUAUUCACCUGUCAGGGAGAUCUGAGCAGGAAAGUUAUCAAUCAUCCUAAAAUAGUAAAGAAGGAAGUUGUGUCUGUCGAGGAAGAGCUAGAUAGCAACGAGCUAACAAUGACUCUAGAACGAGCAAUAUCCGUGGUAUCCAAUUCAGACAGUCUUAGGCAGUGUGAGUAUGCUGUGCAUGAAGUUGCCAGAGCAUGUUCAACCUUGCAAGGGGAUCCUAAUCUUGUAACCUGGCUGUCAUGUCCUUCUUUUAUUCAAGGGCUUCUCGAGGUUACAUUCACCUCAAAAGAUGAUGCUGUACUGGAGUCAGCUAUCUUGAUAAUGGGAAAGUUAGUUUUGGGAAAUGAGGUGAUCAGACAGAUUAUGCUUAAUGCAGAUCCACAGCUUGAGGUUUUCUUGAGACUUCUGAGAAGCAACGAGUUGUUCCUGAAGGCAGCUGUAGUGCUUUAUAUGAUGAAGCCUAAAGCUAAGCAGAUGCUAUCAUUGGACUGGAUACCGCUAGUACUGCACAUAUUGGAGUGCGGUGACGAGGUGCAAUUUCUGUGUUCUGUGAAAUGCGCGCCAAAAAUAGCUGCAUUCUAUUUCCUAGAUCAGCUCCUUAUGGGGUUUGAUGUCGACAGAAACAUUGAGAACGCAAAGCAGAUGAUUGCUCUAGGUGGUCUGGACUUGCUCAUGAGCAGGCUUGAAGUUGGUGAUGCCUGUGAGAGCAAAAUCUGUGUCUCUCUCUUGACCUCAUGUAUUCAAGCUGAUGGCACUUGUCGACACUACCUAGCUGAUAAUCUGAAGAAGGACCCUAUUGUUCGACUUCUUGCUGGAAAUCACAACAAGGCUAGUGCUGCAGCCCUUAACAUGAUGAGUGAACUGGUCUGCCUUAAUAGAACUACCAAAAUUGUGGAGUUCCUCAAGGAGCUGAAAAAUAGUGGCUGCUUAAAUACAAUGCAUAUUCUGUUGGUCUAUCUCCAGCAGGCUCCUCUUGUCCAACAACCGCUAGCAGCUGCCAUGUUACUUCAGCUUGAUCUCCUGGGAGAUCCUUCGCAGUACAGUGUUUACAGAGAGGAAGCGAUUGAAGCUAUGGUAGCUGCUCUCGAGCACGGUUCGCAGAGCAGAAAGGUCCAAGAACAGUGUGCUCGAGCUCUUCUGAUCUUGGCAGGACGGUUUUCAGCCUCAGGAGAACCCAUAGCAGAAGCAUGGCUACUAAAGAGAGCGGGUCUAGAUGACUCCCUAUCAGAAUCCUUCAGGAGAACGGAGAUAUUCAAAGAUAAGAGUGCCCGAGUGGAAGAAGAAAAGGUAGUUGAAGAAUGGCUGAAGAAACUUGCCUUAAUGUUACUGAACAGUGGGAGCAAAAGGUUCCUCAUGGCACUGUCAAACUGCAUAUCUGAUGGAAUCCCCAGUCUGAGUCGAUCGUGCCUCAUCACUGUAACAUGGAUGAGCAGCUCCCUCUCCCCUCUGCGUGGGUGCAACGAUUUCCAGCCUUUAGCGUGCUCCAUUCUUGCACCUAAGCUUCUAUAUAGCUUAAAUUAUGACAGAGUUUUGGAGGAGAGGGUGCUUGCUUCACUGUCACUGUUGAAUGUGGUGAGACAUCCAGAAUGCAUGGAGAAGGUUUUCCCACUGAAGAAAGAAACAAUCAAGUCAUUGCAAGAUCUUGCAGAAGUGACAUGGACUGCAAAGGAGCUCCUCUUUGCCUGCUGCAGAUGACAUGCAAGAUCAGAUUCUCAGUGAUCAAGAACUACAUACAACAUGUAUUUGAAGCAUUUAGUUGUGAGAGGUGUAGUCGGCUACUAUUGUACACAAUUAUUUUGUUGAUCUGUAAAGCCCUAUAGUUUCUUUCCCUCCUAAUAAACUUCGGUUUUCGCUGUUAAAGUCUGCAAAUGGCAUCGUUUCUUCAACUGUACAUUGUUCCUUCCCUGACAUGUUUCCAAGUGAAAAAUAUGCGUC
Messenger RNA from Phragmites australis (common reed), 3266 nucleotides. Its product is annotated as putative E3 ubiquitin-protein ligase LIN-1. NCBI's taxonomy places the organism in Eukaryota, Viridiplantae, Streptophyta, Magnoliopsida, Poales, Poaceae. The record is from RefSeq and is a predicted model, not a curated record. The transcript is spliced from 8 exons. Bases 48 to 3026 code for a protein of 992 amino acids.